This is a messenger RNA of Lampris incognitus (smalleye Pacific opah), 7098 nucleotides long. Its product is annotated as SH3 and multiple ankyrin repeat domains protein 1-like. Gene Ontology annotation, cellular component: dendritic spine; postsynaptic membrane; postsynaptic density. The transcript has 28 exons. NCBI's taxonomy places the organism in Eukaryota, Metazoa, Chordata, Actinopteri, Lampriformes, Lampridae. The record is from RefSeq and is a predicted model, not a curated record. Gene Ontology annotation, molecular function: synaptic receptor adaptor activity; ionotropic glutamate receptor binding. The coding region runs from base 1 to 7098 and encodes 2365 amino acids.
AUGGUUGGAGACAAUCUCCAGUCUCCGGGUACCGCUGGUGACAUUCUUUGGCCAGCCUGCCCUGCAGUGACACCUGCACAGCAAAGGAUGCUGGGAAACAGCAAGCACUUUUACCACACUCAGGACGAGAAGGACGGGGAGGAUGAGGAGGAGGAGGAAGAGAAGGGCGGCGGGCAGGAAAUGGAGAAUGGAGGGAUGGAGGAGGAGUUGGACAUGAAGGCAAUGCGACAAUCGUGGGAGGGCAAAGCGGGAGACACGAUCAAACCGGCCGCCAUCGUUGUCGGUAGGCAGAGAGCAGACCGGCCCCUUAGGCCUGCCCACCUGGGCAACCGGGGUAUCCCUUACUCGUCCAAUCAGGCCCCUCCUCAUCACCAACCAACCAGUAAGCAGCAGUUGCAGCAUAUCAUCCCAGCCAAUCAGCUGCUCUAUCACCCUGGCCUGACCAAUGUGUUACAGAAGAGGCGGGCUCACAUGGAGCGCAGCAUGACCACCGUGUCGCCACUGGAGGAUACCCACCUGACCAUGAUGGUGUUCAGAAUCGGGGUCCCCGACAUCAAACAAACAAGGUGUCUCCAGUUCGACCCCGACUCCUCAGUUUGGAACGCCAAGCAGCAGAUCAUCUCUUCCCUCAACGAGUCUCUGUGGGACGUCUACAACUACGGCCUCUUCCAGCCGGCCGGGGACGGCAGGGAUGCAACCUUCCUGGAGGAGGAGAGGGCCCUGAGAGACUACCCACAAUCCUUUGAGAAAGGGGUGCCUUACCUGGAGUUUAGGUACAAAACCAGGGUUUAUAAACAGACGAAUUUGGAUGAGAAAGUACUCUCCAAGCUCAGCACCAAGGCCAGUCUGAAGAAGUUUCUGGACUACAUUCAGAGCGGCGGUGUGGAGAAGAUAGGCAAGGUGCUGGAGAAAGGUCUCGACCCUAAUUACCAUGACCCCGACAGUGGAGAGACUCCGCUGUCAGUGGCGGUGCAGUCAGGCCUGGUGAUGGAGGGCAUCAGGCUCUUGGUUCAGGGUGGUGCUCAUCUGGACUUCAGAACCAGAGAUGGACUGACAGCCAUGCACAAAGCGAUCAGGGCUCAAAACCACGCUGGGCUGAUGGCCCUCCUGUCUCUGGGAGCCUCCCCAGACUAUAAAGACCGCUGUGGCCUGACCCCGCUGUACCACUCCGUUCUGACAGGGGGCGACACCGCUUGCUGUGAGACCCUGCUCUACUAUAGGGCUAAGCUGGGGACAAGGGAUGAGAAUGGCUGGGAUGAGUCUCAUCAGCACAGGGACCAGGAGGAAUAUGGAAUGGAGGAGAUACAUAAGGCUUGUCAGAAUGGUUUUGCCCAGCACUUGGAGCACCUUCUGUUUUACGGGGCAGACACCACUUCCCAGAAUGCCUCAGGGAACACCGCACUUCACAUUUGUGCCCUGUACAAUCAGGAAAGCUGUGUCCGUGUUCUUCUGUAUAGAGGAGCAAAUAAGGAGGCCAAGAACAAACAUGGACAAGCUCCUUUCCAGGUGGCCAUAAUGGCUGGCAACUUUGAACUCGGGGAAAUCCUCAAAAACCACAGAGACUCAGACGUAGUGCCCUUUCUGGAAUCACCAAAGUAUGUUCCCAAGCGGAAGGAGAGCGCGCGCACCCUGCCACUCCCCCUGCUACACUCCUACCCCCUCCUGCGCGCUAACAGCGACAACACCAUGACCCAGCCUGACCCCAUGGCCCCGCCCACCAAGGCAGCAACCAAUCCCAUCCCCCGACAGGGCCAGCGCAGGGCCUCAGUGGGCAUGCGGAGCUCCAGCAGCCCGCGGGCUCGGACUCGCUCCCCGUCCAGAGGAAGAGGAGGGCAGAGCGACACCGAGGAGAGGCACCGCCCGGCGCGAGGCCGACAAGGUGGGACCCAGGCAGGUGGGGUUGGGGGUCAGAUGAGGCGCAUGUACAGCGCAGUGCCGGGGAGGAUCUAUGUGGUCACACGGGCUCACUCUGCCAGUGGAGAGAGAGAGCUCAGCCUUAGCAAGGGAGACAAAGUCAAGGUGUUGAGUGUAGGAGAGGGGGGUUACUGGGAGGGGACGGUUAAAGGUCGUAUCGGCUGGUUCCCAUCUGACUGUGUGGAGGAGGUCGCACCGCCCAUGAAAGAAAAUCGAUCAGAGACGCGCAGCGAGAAAGCAAAGAGGAAGCUGUUCCGCAAUGUCACCGUGGGAGCCUACGAUGGGAUCGAUGGCCCCAGUGACUACAUCAUUAAGGAGAAGACAGUGCUUUUGCAGAAGAAGGACAAUGAGGGCUUUGGUUUCGUGCUCCGGGGAGCCAAAGCUCAGACUCCCAUUGAGGAGUUCACCCCCACGCCAGCCUUCCCGGCACUCCAGUACCUGGAGUCGGUCGAUGAAGGGGGCGUGGCCUGGAGGGCGGGCCUAAGGAUGGGGGACUUUCUUAUCGAGGUGAACGGUCAGAACGUGGUGAAAGUGGGUCACAGGCAGGUGGUCAACAUGAUCCGACAGGGGGGCAACAGCCUCAUGGUCAAAGUGGUGAUGGUGGCUCGCAACCCUGAAAUGGAGGACACCACCAGAAAGAAAGCCCCGCAGCAAACGAAGAGACUGACUCCUCCCGCCAUUGCCCUGCGCUCCAAGUCUAUGACAUCAGAACUGGAGGACAUGGUGGAGAAAGCCGCCUCCCCAUGGAAGAAAAAAGCAGAGUACGACCCGUCUCAGGCUCCUGACAAGAAGAGAACCGUCUAUCAGAUGGCGCUGAACAAACUGGAUGAAAUCCUGGCGGCUGCCCAACAGACGAUGACAUCAGACGGCCAGAAAGGUCAUGGUGGUAAAAGAGACCGCAGCAAGAGCAUCGUUCCCAACGUCCCCAGUGAGCAGUCAUUGGCGAACAUGAUGCAGCCUGGACCAGGUUUUGGCUUCAACCAGGCCCAGUUUCAACCUGGCCAUGGCUCCCAGCAUGCAGUCAUGAUGCGUCAGAAAUCCAUCGGUGUUACGGAAGAAGAGAGGCAGCACCUCCACCCUCCAGCCAUGAAGCUCUCACGCAGCCUGUCGGUCCCAGGCCCUGAGGAGAUCCCACCGCCUCCCAACACCUCAGCCCCAGAGCCCCCCCUCUCCACUGGUCCCCACCCAGGGAGAGGGCCAGCAAUGCCCCUGCCUCCAGUGUCGCAGACACAUUUCCAGCUCCACUCCCAGCCCGGCCACACUAGCCAGCCAGCCUGGGAGAGAGGAGGAACAACUGGAGUGACUCAGCAAGUGAUGGUCCCCACCCUCCGCAGGCAAUCCGAAGGGCUGACACUCUACGGCCGGGAGCCGGAGGCACCCAGGAGAGGUGGGGGCAAGAUGGGGGCACUGAGGAGAGGCUACAGCAGUGCAACACCUCCAACCAGCGCCACGGCCAAAUCCCAGCAGGGUCUGCAGCACCAUCCCCAGGUGGGUAGCCGGGAGCGGGGCGGAGGUGGCGGCAGAGCAGGAGUGGCGGCCAGGAGGGGGGGCAGAGGUGCUCUUAUGAAGCAGUCGAAGGUGGAAGAGGGCCUGAGGCAGCAGCGGGGGAAGGGGAGUGGGGCCAAAGAAAAGAGCUCCAUCCCCAUCCCCACCAUCAUUGUGAAGGCACCCUCCACCAGCAGCAGUGGGCGGAGCAGCCAGGGCAGCAGCAUGGAAGCUGAGCCCAACGCAGACUUGGAAGGUCCUGCCUCCCCACCCGAGACCCCCGAAAGCCCAGACACCAGCCUGCCCUCCCCGCUCACCCAUGUCCCACCCCCACCACCACCCACCUCUGCCCCAUCCCUGCCCCUGCAGCAGAACCAGGAGAGCCUUGACCAUAGCGCGGGAUUCGGUACCACAUUUGGCAGCUCAGCACGAAGGGACCGGGAACGUUUCCGUGACAUGAGGAGAAAGAGCGCCUCCUUCUUCCUCUCCUCUGAGGAGGAUAUCCAAGGAGAAGCAGGGGGAGGUGGAGUAGGGGUAGGAGAAGGAGGAGUCAGAAUCCAGCCCCUACAGAGCUCUCAGACGGAGAUGCCCAUGCCACGCCUCCGACCCUCCAAGUCCAUCGACGAGGGCAUGUUCUCUGGAGAAAACUAUGUCCACUAUGCCAGCAGCAUGCCUCCAGCUUUUGGUCUGCCAGAAUACUCCUCCCCAAUUCUCGGCCAGGAUGGCCAACCCAAGUCUGCUCCCUCCAGCUAUGGCACAGGCACCCAGCCUGCCACUACCUUCAUCCACCCCCUCACAGGGAAGGUGCUAGAUCCCUUGUCUCCGCUGGGUCUUGCCUUAGCGGCCCGGGAGCGGGCUCUGAAAGACGACCGGAGGAGCCGCCGGGAAGACCGACACUUAGGCAGGCAGAUGUCCACAAUAGGGGCAUUCCCGACCCCAAUGCAGACCCCUACACCUUCGCUCUUUCCCACUCCCACACCGUCCACCUACACAUCUCCAGUCUCGCUCCACCUUUCCUCCCCUACCGCCAUUACCUCCCCCGCCUCCCUGAGCCGACCACAGUCCCCAAGGAUACUACGGCUAGGAGGAGGAGAGAGGGAGAGAGAGGGAGGGCCUAGAGAAGGUCUCCGGGUUCGUUUCUCAGAGGACAGGACCCACCAGUACUCCACCCAGCACUACCCUCAACCUCCCCGGGAAAGGGAGAGGGAUGGGUAUGAAGGUAGAAUUGCUGCCCUCAUCCAGCCCCCAGCCCCACCUGCCCAGCCAGCGCCCCGUAGGCCCUCCUUUCUACAAAUGGAGAGCAGCCCCAGCACCACCUACAUCCCCCAGUACACUGUCCCCACUGCCCCAGCCCAGACUCAUGACCCCGGAGGACAGGGCCAGGAAGGAGGAAGAAGUGGAGGAGGGUUGGGGCUCAUGGUACUCCCCCCACCAGCUCCUUCAAUCGAUGCCGAUGAUGAGUUUGUCUUCAGCGAACCCCUCCCCCCUCCAUUGCAGUUCGCCAAUGGUGGCAGUGAGAGGGUCCAGAAAUACCAGAACCAACCCACAUCCCCUAAACACCACACCGGGGGCAUCCCCUCCUCUGCACCCCAGCCCUCACCGCAGGGUGGAGACUCGGCGGCCUCUAGCCUCACGUCCUAUGACAGCGAGGUGGCCAACCUCACCCAGUCGGCACUCUCUCCCUCCUUGCCCUCACCCCAGAUAUUUCCACCUUCCUCUGCUGCCACCACCUCCACAGCUGCCCUACCCCCUGCCUCCUCUCUCCACAGACCCCAGCCCAUGGCCCACCCCUUCUAUGCUGGCUCAGGCAACCCCUCUCUCCCCGCACAGACCCUUGAUGACCUGACCCUACCCCAGGACCGUGGCACAGCCACACUGACCUCCACAAUGACCUAUGCCACUACAACUAUGACGGCUACAACUGCUGCCAGCACCACCACAGUCUCUCCAGCCUCCUCUGACUACAGUAUGACCCUAGCGGGACCUAAGAGCAGCCACGGCACUGCAGGUAAACCCAGGGACCACUACCAACCCCCGAUCGGGAUGCCCAAGAGUGGAGACUGGCAAGAUGGGGUGGUGGAUUCUGGGAUUGAAGAGCUUGACAGUCACAGCAGCAGUGACCACCAUCUAGAAAUGCUGGGACUGAGGGGGGGAGGAGGUGAUGUGGAAGGAGGGGAGGGAGAGAAAGGGGGGAAGCACCCGGACCCUUACACAACCUACUCAGGUGGGCAGACGUUCGAGGUGCACAAUGCCAAGCCAACAAACCCUAUCUACCCGAAGAGUACUCAUUACCAGGACGGGGGGGUUAGGGGCCCACCUCCGCUGCUACGCCGGCAGAGCAGCACCAAUCCUACCUCUGUGCAUGUGAGGCGACAAAGCAACCCAGUCGAGGAGGCAGGGAGAGAGGAGGUGCUGGGUGAGGGAACAAAACAUAGACAGAGCCGACCCAAGAUGGAGAACGAAUUUGGUUCAGCCCUAGCCGCCUGCUUAGAGAGACCCCUUGAGGCUCGCUCUGUGGGAUGGGGGGAGGUGAUGGAGCAGGAAGGUGGUGCUGGUGGCAUACAGCGGACCGGGCAAAGACUAGAGGGCCGCAGACUGCACUCACCUCUCUCAGGAGUAAAGGCCAGCAUCAUCAAUGAACUGAGCUCCAAACUGCAGCAGAUGAGUAACAUUAAGAGUAUGGAUGACUGGAAUCCCAACCCCAAAUCUCCCACCGUGCCCAGAUAUUCUGGAGAUUACACUGAUGCGUUUCACAGCCCCCCCACUGGCCGCUCCACCUCCCCACUGCCCACUUCCUCCCCCCAGCAUCGUCAGAUCUUCACCCCCAACCUGUCUGCCACACCUUCUGUCUCCCCCUCACCCCAGGUCCCCAUCCAGUCCAACUGGACCCGGUCACCUUCUCCCCAGAUGCCCACUUCCCCUGUCCACUCGCACCCUCCCCUCUCACCAACCUACUCCCCCUACCCGACCUCCCCAAAACGCCGGUCCAAGUUACGCCGGCAGACAUUUGAUUUCCAGACCAGUGGUGGAGCAGAACUGAGGUCGCCGGGCACUCGACGCCGGGCUCCCAGCCCCCUCAUUUACAGCACUGACCAGCCCAGCAUUGCUCCCCCAAGACCCUCUUCCCUUCCCAUCCUCCCCAGCACCCCCAUCUACAACAGCCCCUUUGAAUUUCCUGGUCCCUUGACCCCACCAACCACGAGCCACCCUCUGGGAGACGGACCUUACAGCUCCUCCACACCUCCCCUCUUCUCCCCGUCUGGAGCUCCCACUUCCAACCCCCUGCUGGUCUCACGUUCCCUGUCACCCACCCAGUUCCUCUCCGGAGCUUCCUCCCCCAUGCACCUGCCCCCCAGCCCUUCCUGCCUCAACUACCCCCACCUCACCCCUCCUCCCCCGGCCAAACCCUUUGCCAUCAAGCCCCUGCCCUACUGGACCAAGUUUGAUGUGGCCGACUGGCUGGGAUACCUGAACCUGAGCGAGCACCGGGAGCGUUUCCUUGACAACGAGAUAGAUGGCUCGCAUCUGCCCUCGCUCACCAAGGACGAUUUCCUGGACUUGGGGGUGACACGCGUUGGGCAUCGCAUGAAUAUCGAGAGAGCGCUAAGGAAACUGACGGACAGGCGGCUCUCCUCUCCCUUGCAUGUCAGUCCUUCGCCCCGAGACACAGACAGAGCAAGUGUACGAGAGGUGGGGUGA